AUGGCUGUAUACUUGAAAAAACCCUUCAAAGACAGUCUGGAAGACAUAAAAGAACGAAUGAAAGAGAAAAGAAACCAGAAAUGGAUGAGGUUGGGUAAAAUUAACCAGAUCUCGAUUGCGAAGGGCAAAAUAGCAACCAACAGCUCCAUGCAAAUGAAGAGUAUCCAAGCAAAUAACAGAGCUCUAGCUCUGGCAUUGCAAGAAGAAAAGCUCAAACUGAGGGAAGCCCAAACUACCAUCCUUCAUUUAAGAGAAGAGUACCAAGGUCUGAAGGUUAAGAUGUUUGAUCUACAAAGGAAACUUAGGUUUGAGCAAGCACAAGGAUCUGUUGAGACUCGACUGUCAGCCUUGAAUGAGAUAAUUUCAAAAGUUUCUCGGAAUUUACUGGACUCUGUUGAUCUCCUUGGCUCAGUAAAGAAUUUGUGUUCCACAGAUGUAAACCAAAGAGCGUUUUCUUCAGUGCUUGAAAAUAAAUCUGGUGUCGCAGAACAAAUAUGUUUUGUAAAACCUUCUCCCUUUGCUAAUGGAGAUGACUGUGUACUUCAAAGUGAGAUGGAGGCUGAUAGUGGUGGAAAUAAGCUGGCUUAUUCUAUGUCAGAGAUCUGCCAGGAAUCUGAGAAUGCCAUUUCCUUAAUCAAAACAGUUCCUGACAAAGGGCAAACAUCUGAUUUCCAUCUGGAUAAUGAAGCAUCAGUGUUGGAAAAUGUUUCUUCAAGUGAAGAGGAUAGGCGAUUUGGUAAUAGGUUACCAAAAAGUGUGUCCACCAGGCGUCGCUAUUCAAAAAUAAGAACUCAUGAUGAACUCUGCACUGCUGUCUUGGACCAUUCAGAAACACCUCAUUCAACAAGAGAGCUUUCUAAACAGGAUGAAAUUAGACUUGAGGAAAGUCUAGAGAAAUGUACUGUAGAAAACAUAAAUUUGGAUAUUUCUCAGUUGAAUAAAAACAAGGCAGGUUCAGAGUUGGAGCUGAAGCUGGUAGAUUCUGCAGCUGCUCAGGUCAAUUCAGACAAGAUGCCUGAUUUUAAACAACAUGAACAUAAAAGCAGACAAUACUCUCAAGUAAAGAAAGAAAAGCAUCAGAAGGGAAAACUGGAAGGGACCAAAAAUAUAUCCAGACCAAGAUCAAAGAAAAGACAGGGCAAAGAAACUUCCAAAGAAAAGCUGGAUUUGUUGGGUGGCUCCAGCGAUGCUUAUGACUUUCAUUUUGAAGAGUGUGUUCAUGUUACGCCUUUUCGACAAAAUAAAGUGAAUGACACAGACACUGGUGUGGAUAACAAAGAAGAUUUACCCGAUAACACUGAAUCGAGCAAUACUGAAGAAGAUUCAGAUGAUAGCCUCUAUGUACCUUAUACGAAUAAAUCAAAAAACCAGAAAAGUUCAGUGGGUAAAAAAGAUACCUCACCAAUCCAUGCAAGACCAAGAUCUAAAAGAUGCCUGGCACAGCGUGAGCAGACACUGCAAAAUGAAAAAGGAACUAAAAGCAGUAAAUCAAAUGACAAGUCUAUUAGGCAGUCUUUUGAACCAUCUCGUGGACUUUGUGACGUUACCAACACUGUUUCAUCACUCCUCACUGGGAAUGUACUUGUCCCAGAAGGUGAAGAAUCUCCAGCUCCAAAACGCAAGAGAAGCUGUACUCUUACUGUGAGCUAUAAAGAACCAAAUAUUGCAGUGAAGCUUAGGAGAGGAGAUCCAUUUACAGACACACAUUUUCUGAAUUCUCCAAUUUUCAAGCAGAAAAAAGAUGCUAAACGCCAUUCUGUUAAAAGAAAAAAUCUGUCAAAAUACAACGAGAAAUUUGUUGGUUGUCGUUGA
Messenger RNA from Rhea pennata, 1812 nucleotides. RefSeq names its product shugoshin 1 (gene SGO1). The transcript has 8 exons. Bases 1 to 1812 code for a protein of 603 amino acids. Gene Ontology annotation, biological process: meiotic chromosome segregation. The record is from RefSeq and is a predicted model, not a curated record. Gene Ontology annotation, cellular component: chromosome, centromeric region; nucleus. NCBI's taxonomy places the organism in Eukaryota, Metazoa, Chordata, Aves, Rheiformes, Rheidae.